Messenger RNA from Plasmodium coatneyi, 2991 nucleotides. Its product is annotated as Protein phosphatase 2C. The record is from RefSeq and is a predicted model, not a curated record. NCBI's taxonomy places the organism in Eukaryota, Apicomplexa, Aconoidasida, Haemosporida, Plasmodiidae. The transcript has 2 exons. The coding region runs from base 1 to 2991 and encodes 996 amino acids. Gene Ontology annotation, molecular function: protein serine/threonine phosphatase activity. Gene Ontology annotation, biological process: protein dephosphorylation.
AUGGUAACGAGGGAUAAGGAUGAAAGCGAACUGGAAGACGAAGGUGGUGAUAAUUCGUUUAGGGGGGAUGGAGAUGGUCAGAUAAAUGGCCUCAGUGAUAGUGGUAGCUCCGGGGUGGAAGUUCAGAUGGUAGUACCUGGAGGGACUGUGCCUUACGGGAAGAUAAGAAAGGAGGAUAAGGCUGAAGCAAUUCGCAAAGGGAAAGAAGCAUCCCUCAGAAUGGACGUAGAACAUUACGCAGAGAAAGAGGCACAUCCUUCACAGAGGCUGUUCACUGAGGACCCAUUCGAAGAGGUCUCCCCCAUCCAGGAUGGGAAUGAGGCUCACGUGCGAAACGAACAAAUGGACAACAUCAAUUUUAAGGCGAAAAAGGUGGUAGGGGGUGAAGAAGAAAAUGAACCAGCAGAGGGGGCGUAUGGGUAUGUAAGUGAUGGAAGUGGCUCCAGCGGAAGGGUUCAAAAUGGAGGUGUCAAUCGUGGUGGAGUACCUGAGGAUGUAAUUAUACUACGUGAUGACGAAAUUGGGGACAGCCACAGGAGGAGGGAAAAUUUAUCAGGCGAAGAAUUAUACACAUGCGAAGAUGAAGAACGGAAGAAUAACCACAUGAUGAAAAAGGGUUACCACAAAAUGGGUAAGGACAACCCUAUGGAUAAGAUGGCACACAAAAGUUUUAAUAAUGUAAAGUACGAAAAAUCCAAUGACUGCACUGUUAUUGCUACUGAGGACGCCGUAACGUUGGGAAGCAGUGUGAAGAAUAGCGAUAGCCAUAAGAGAAGCGCACCUCUGUUUGACGACCCGAGUGUGAAGGAAAAAAAAAAAAUAAAAAAUAAUUCGGGGGAGGAAGCAGGUAUAAAUGGACAGGAAGAAGCUGAAUGCGGAUUGGUGAGAGAUAAGGGGGGGGAUCAGGCGAAAGUACUAACAAAAAAGGAUCCCAGAGGGAGGGAUGUGAAGGAUAACUUCCACCUGUACUGCAAAAAUCACAAUAAAAUUUUCGGAGACGCAGAUGGUGGUGAUUUGUCCAAAUGUGAAAAUGGAGGAAUGAUGAACUCCACGCGGGAGGUUCCUUCGGGCGAUGUAGGUAGUGAUCACGUCGAACCGCUUGACAGUAGCACCGUGGUGAAGCAGGAAAAUGAAGAAGAGACAUGGAAGAACCAAUUGAACGAAAUAUCAAACAUAAUUUACUACACAAAUGGGGAGGAUGAUCUCGUGGAUGAAAUAAAUAAUGUGGAAGACAACCAUAAAGAGAACAAAAUAAUAUACCCUUCAAUUUAUGAGGAUGACAAGAAGGAAUGGUUUCUAACGAACGAGCAAGAUGAUUGGCUGGUCCACAAAAUGUGUGACUGGCUUUACAACGUUAAGGACAAGCUGUACUUUAACAUAAAAACGCAGGGGAUUUACUAUGUGAAUGUGAAGGAUGGAUCCUUCGUAAAAUUUGAGAACUCGUUCGACGAAAGGGGAGAGGUCAAUAUGAGUCAGAGCGACAGUCAAGACGUGCACAAAAACAGCUCCUCGUUUGAAUUGGAUUCUCAUGACCCAUUGGUGGAUAAAAAAGGGAAGACGACUAAUACAGAUGGAAAAAAUGCGUUUGCAAAUAUGAACGACAUGGUGAAUGAUCACAGCGUGGGUGCGAACCGGUGUGUGUAUGUUGAGGACAGCGGCAGCAGGGGAAGCAACUCCAGUCGGGUUGUUAGUCGAAGCAGUAGCGGGGAUGGCGGUACGGAGGGCGACUCUGGUAGCAGCAUUUUGAGGAGUGACAGGAUGGAAAAGAGGAAUGGCGUCCUCACGAGUGGAAGUCCCUCCAGUGACAGUGCGGCACGUGAGGAUCGAUCGAUGGAUAAUAAUUCUUCUGAUAAUCCUUCUGCUGAUAGUCCCUAUACUGCAAGGCGUCGUCCCUGCAGGGAGAACGGCGAAGUGAACGACGAAACGGUGGAAGAAUUCAGCAUGGUGUUGGAGGAUGACCUGGUCUGCGGCACUUACAGCAAAAUGGGAGACCACAACAGAUGCGAGAAUGAAGAUUUUUACGUGACAAAGGAAAUUCUCGACCUGAAUAAUGUAUCGGAGAGUGAUGGGUUGUGUUUCUUCAGUGGGGUCUUUGACGGACACGGUGGAUCGAACUGUGCAAGGUAUGUAAUGAACCACUUGAAGACAAACUUGAUAGCAAAGUUUAGACAGUCGUUUUUAAUUACCUGUAAGAAGCAGUGCAAAGAUAAGGAAUCCAAACUGAAUGACCUGAGUGUUGAGAUAAGGGCAUUGUAUGAUAGCUGCAUUAAGGGGUUCGACAUGACGGAUAAGAAUUACAUAGAAUUGUCGAAGAAGUAUGACUAUAAGGAUGGCUCUACCGCAUGUGUGGUUUUAAUUUACGGACCCGAUGACGAUGGGUCGUUAAAAGUGUUAUGUGCAAACUGUGGAGAUUCAGGUGCACUCAUAUGUCAUGAUAGAAAACCAGUGAAACUCUCCCUAAGGCAUAAACCCGACUUGCAAGAAGAACGAGUGAGGAUACUAAAAUGUGGAGGGAUCAUAGCCAACAUUAAUGGGAUCAACAGGAUUAUCACUAAACAUAAGGUGAAAGGACAGACGGGUCGAGAGAAGACCUUCUUAGCCUUAUCCACCUCUAGAUCCUUUGGAGAUAUUUCAUACAAAAUUCCUAGGAAAAUUGUUUUGUGCAAACCAUUUAUCAGUGUUUACACCAUCGACUUUGACAUGGAUUCAUUUUUAGUCCUGGCCACUGAUGGGAUUUUAAAUGUCCUAACCGACAAGGAAAUCAUCGAUAUCGUUUGGAGGAACAUUCACAGGAAACCGGAGGAGGCAGCAGAGGAGGUGGUCCACGAAGCCUCAAGACGCGACUCCACGGAUGAUAAGACAUGCACCGUCAUUUUCUUUUACUGGAGGAAGGACAUCUUUCGUGGCGAGUCCGAGGAUCCGUCCUUGGAAGCGCCUCCACGGGAGGAGGCCCCCGGCGAGGACAUUAACAUGUUUUCCGAAGUUUUCUGA